AUUAGUCUUUAGAUCUCUCUUGAAGAGAGCUGUUAUAUUUGUGCCUGCUACAGUUGGAAAUAACAGUUCAGAAGCUGAAAAGGGUUGAAUGGAUUUACAGAAGGUUAUUUUUUGCAAGUAAAUUCACGGCAACACAUUAAUUUGAUUAGUACAUGCUUUAGAAUUACUUUACACUCAAGAGAUUCAAAAGAUGUUAAAGUUAUCUCCAGGCUGCUGGACAAAUAUGUGUUAUACCACCAAGGUACAGAUCAAGACAAAUCUGUGACUCAGGAUUUUAUCUUGGGAAGAGCGCAAGGUGUACGAAGAACUCAGAAUAACGAGGGAAGAUAACUCUGGGAACUACAAUGUGUCAGAAGAACAUCUCUUGCUAAUACAGCUCCCCACCAAAGACCUGGUUAUCUAAGGUUUAUAUAGGAAUGCCUAGGUCAGCUGACAAAAUACUGGUCUUCUGCUCCAUAAAUGCAGAAAAAACGAUAACAACAGUGGAAAAUUGGAAGUCUGAAUUUCAGCUUUCUUAGAAAUAACUGCAACCUGACACAUUCCAUAAUAUUUAAACAGGGUGGGGGGAGAGGAAUCACCAAAGAUGUUACGAUGUUACGUUUAGAGAUGACAUUGACAUGAAGAAUAGGUAAAUUUUGUUUUUCAACUACUGGGAAAGCAGACCUCAUAGGAACUCAGAACAAGUAGGAGAAAAGUUGUUGUUUUUUUUUUUUUUCCUUGUUCUUUUUCUUUUCAAAGAUGAACCUAACUGCGCUCAAAGCUUUCGUGGGCUUGCUCUGGAAUUGCUGGGUUCUGGUGGGUCACGCACAGGGAGGUUUAGGAGACAAUCAUGUCCAUUCAAGUUUUAUUUACAGGAGGCUGCGGAACCAUGAGAGAAGGGAGAUUCAGAGAGAGAUUCUCUCUAUCCUGGGUUUACCUCACAGACCCAGACCAUUUUCACCAGGAAAGCAGGCUUCUUCUGCACCCCUCUUCAUGCUGGACCUGUAUAAUGCCAUGACAAAUGAAGAGGAUUCUGAGGAGCUGGAGUAUUCACUAAAGGGAUCAAUGGCAGGGGAGAGCAGAGGGAUACGAAAAGGAUACCCUGCCUCUCCAAAUGGAUAUUCACGGAGAAUACAAUUAUCUCGCAUGACCCCCCUGACCACACAGAAUCCUCCCUUAGCCAGCCUGCACGACACCAACUUUCUGAAUGAUGCUGACAUGGUCAUGAGCUUUGUCAAUUUAGUUGAACGGGACAAGGACUUCUCCCACCACCGAAGGCACUACAAAGAAUUCCGCUUUGACCUGACUCAGAUCCCUCACGGAGAGGCAGUGACGGCCGCCGAGUUCCGGAUAUACAAAGAUCGGAGCAACAGCCGGUUUGAGAAUGAAACCAUUCAGAUUAGCAUAUAUCAGAUCAUCAAGGAGUAUCCCAACAGGGAUGCUGACUUGUUCCUGUUAGACACAAGAAAGGCUCAAGCUUCUGAUGUGGGCUGGUUUGUCUUUGACAUUACUGCGACCAGCAAUCACUGGGUGAUUAAUCCACAGAACAACCUGGGCUUGCAGCUCUGCGCUGAAACUGGGGAUGGUCGAAGUAUCAAUGUUAAAUCUGCUGGCCUGAUUGGAAGACACGGGCCUCAGUCAAAGCAACCAUUCAUGGUUGCAUUCUUCAAGGCAAGUGAAGUGCUUUUCCGUUCUGUCCGAGCAGCCAACAAUAAAAGGAAAAAUCAGAACCGCAACAAGUCCAGCAGUCAACAGGAGUCCUCUAGGAUGCCAAAUGCUGGAGAUUAUAACACAAGUGAGCAAAAGCAAGCAUGCAAGAAACAUGAACUUUAUGUGAGUUUCCGAGACUUAGGAUGGCAGGAUUGGAUUAUCGCACCGGAGGGCUACGCUGCGUUUUACUGUGAUGGAGAGUGUUCUUUUCCCCUCAAUGCCCACAUGAACGCAACAAACCAUGCCAUUGUUCAGACUCUGGUUCACUUGAUGUUCCCCGAUCAUGUACCAAAGCCAUGCUGUGCACCAACAAAACUGAACGCAAUCUCCGUGCUCUACUUUGAUGACAGUUCCAAUGUUAUUUUAAAAAAAUACAGGAAUAUGGUGGUGCGCUCAUGUGGCUGCCACUAAAAUAAAAAAAAAUAAUCUAAAGCAGAGGGUUUUAUUCAAAAUUGUAAUAAAGUCAAGAUAUGAGAAUUGCUGAUGAAAAGGCAGGCCUAAAUUUAUUCCAUUUCAUGUUGUCUCUCAUUUAAUUGUACAGUAUAAUGUACAUAGUAGCUUUUAUUUAUUUAAAAGUAUAUAGUUUCUUUUGUAUGAGCAAAAUUUCAGAACCAUUUAUUUAAUGGGUCACCUCACCAUGCAGCAGAAGUUCACAAAUUAAUUUUUCAAUUGACCAUACUGAAAUUUGCUUUAUCCCAUUUCAAUAUUAUAAAGUAAAGCCUUUUUAUACAGAAUUUUUUUUAAAAUAGAAACUCCAGAAGUUCUGUAACUGCUUUGUAUUGUUAGAGGAACUAAAAUGCAUUUGGUCAUAUUUUGCCAGUGAAAACUGUGGCAAGGUAUUUAUUUAGCAAAAGGCACAGGAAGAAAAAAACUAAACAAAACUGCUCAGCUAAACAUAUUUUUUCUUUUAGAACUUCUGCUCCAUUAGAAAAAGUGAAAUGUUGAACAGUGCUUAAGUAAAUAAAUAGCAGAUAAAAAAUAGAAGUGAAAAAAAUUGCACAUAAUUGUUAUAACUAUUUUCUUUAACAAGAUGAGUGUAACUGGAGGAGUAAGUUACUUUUUGGCUUGUGACCUGCAGAGUUUGCAAAAGGCUCCAGGCUUCAGAAAUUCUGUGUAGACAGACUCUUGCCUCUACCUAUGAUUUUCCAAGUUAACACUAAAAAUUGAACUACAACAUUCUUACCUCAAAUCAUAUCAGUCUAUUAUCUAUGACACUGCUCUGGCAGGUAUUUUUAUAUUAGUGUAAAACAAGCCAAAAUCAAAUCUUAAAAAACCACACAAGCCUUCCCAUUGCAUACACAAGCUACUAUAUGCACAAAGUAUACAGAAUACAGGGUAUGGAAGGGCUUUGCUUUAUUUAGCUCCCACUUCUGGAUGUGUUUUAGGAGUGUGCAAGGGAAGGCACAGGGGGUGCAGCAGUUGUCACUUGUUUAAUCAAAAAUCUUAUCCCUGGUGGUGGCUGUUUUCAGGUAAAGAUAAAAAACACCUUUCACAAGAUGAUGCUGGGUAACAUUCAGCCUACUUGCAGUCCCAUCUGCUUUUCUAUUGUGGGAAUUGAUUUAAAUAAUGGGACUCAAUAUGGGAUACUUUUUUCUUUUAUUUAGCACUUGCAGCUUCAAUAGUUCUUAAAUCCAUAUCAACAACUUUUUAUUCCCACUAAAUUUUGGCCUCAAGUUAAAUCCUUUGGCUUUGAAUUACACAACCAAUUACAAAUUACCAUUCCCAUCACCACUACACACAGUUUUAUUUUGAAUUAAUUACACUUAUUGUCUUGGGGCACCCCUUUGUUUUAGUGCUACAAAAAUGGGAAAAUGGAAAUGUU
Messenger RNA from Onychostruthus taczanowskii (white-rumped snowfinch), 3511 nucleotides. It is a transcript of the gene BMP5, whose product is annotated as bone morphogenetic protein 5. The record is from RefSeq and is a predicted model, not a curated record. Gene Ontology annotation, molecular function: cytokine activity; growth factor activity. NCBI's taxonomy places the organism in Eukaryota, Metazoa, Chordata, Aves, Passeriformes, Passeridae. Gene Ontology annotation, cellular component: extracellular region. The transcript is spliced from 7 exons. Bases 739 to 2100 code for a protein of 453 amino acids. Gene Ontology annotation, biological process: SMAD protein signal transduction.